AUGCCGUCGGGAAAGGAAUCGGCUCUCCUUGCAUUGAGUGGGCAAAACCCGCCACGUCGGUGGGCCCUCGAUGCUCCGGCUGACGCGAUGAGGAAGACGCAGCCGACAUUGCCGUGGUUGUCAACUAUGAGAAACAAAAAGGGUAAAGAGAAGGAAUUUCAACAGAAUCAUAAAAAAUUUCAAAUUUCAGAAGAAGGAAGAGAUUGGGUUAUUAUGUCUAUAGGAAAAAAAUGGAGGGAGUUCAAAAGCAAACUAAAAAAACUUCACUAUGAUACUCAUAAAACUUACGAGGAAAAGAUAGCAGCUUGUGAUUCUCGAGUACACCCGAAAGAAUGGGAAUUUCUUGUUAAGCACUGGGACUCUCAAGUAGGACAGGAACGUAGUGCCAAAAAUAAAGCUAGCCGUGCAAUGCUAAAAACCACACAUACAGCAGGCACAAAAAGCUUCGCAAGAGUUCGUGCUGAGAUGGCCAAGAAAAAUAAUCAUAUUCAACCGAGAAGACAUGAGCUCUACAUAAGAACGCACACCAAGAAGAAUGGCAAGCCUUUAAAUGCGUAUUGCUCGAAAAUCAUGAAAAAUAUUGGAGAUUUAGUUCCAUUAUAUCCUGAAGUUGCACAAAGAGAUCCAUCUCGAAAUGACCUUUUAUCGCUGCUACUUAAAGAGAAAAGUACUCAACUUCAUUGUCAUGGAUUGGGUCCUAUUCCAGAUGAACUUCGAAAAUCAAAGACAACUCGUGCUGAUUAUAUUCGAAUGCUUUCUGAGACCAAAAAAGAAGCCGAGGAGGAGAAACGUGUAAUGCAAUCAGAAUUAGUAGAUAUGAGACAAAAAUAUGAAGAUAUACACAAGGAAAUGAUGACAAUGAAGGCAUGGGUAGAAUCAAUAGGUAAAAGGCCUCAAGACCAUUUCAUACUAGGAGAAGGAAUAUCAUGCGUUCCACAAGGCCUCAAACUAAAAUGCACUGAUCUUCCUUAUAAUGGAUCACCUAAUAAUCAGGCAACCUCUUCUCAUUCUAGUUAUGAAGCACCACCAACUCAGGUGUAUCGAGCUAAGAAUAUCUCAAAGAGAGUCCACGCUGUAUCAAAUAUUAUGAUUGGAACUGAAGUUUACUUGAGGAGUUUACAAAAACCUCACAAUCAUGUAGCACAAGGUUAUCUUUUGAGUAAAGAUCCAACUACAAGAGUGGGUGGGUUCGAAUUAGGACCACAGUGUUGGGAGAUUCAAAUUGAUGUGCCAAUAGUACGCAAUGAACCACUACUUAGACCAUAUAGUAGCUAUCAAACAAUUGGAGAUGCUGUUGGAGCAACUGUUGCUUGGCCAUAUACUUUUGUUAAGUGCAAGUAGUGCAUGAU
Messenger RNA from Ananas comosus (pineapple), 1349 nucleotides. RefSeq lists its product as uncharacterized. The record is from RefSeq and is a predicted model, not a curated record. NCBI's taxonomy places the organism in Eukaryota, Viridiplantae, Streptophyta, Magnoliopsida, Poales, Bromeliaceae. The transcript has 10 exons. The coding region runs from base 1 to 1341 and encodes 446 amino acids.